AUGGUGCUGAAAUGGGCGGGGGAAGACCGAAAGCGCAUGCGAAGGCGGGCCAUACCACAAUGUGCCCAUCACCAUCCAAGCUGGGUGUUUGCCUGGCUUUGGAUUCUGAUCCUGGCAACCUGCCUUGAUGUUGCACAAUGCAUGACGCAGAGAGAGAAAACAGAUCUCAAAACUGAAGCAGAAGAUUUAUUCUACCAUGGAUACAACAGCUACAUGAAAUAUGCUUUCCCCGAGGAUGAGCUUCGACCUGUGUCUUGCACGCCUCUUACACGCGACCGGGCCAACCCGGCGCAUAUAGAAGUCAAUGAUGUCCUUGGAAACUACUCACUCACCCUCGUGGAUAGCCUGUCGACCUUGGCCAUUCUUGCAUCAGAACCGUCAUCUGGUAGAACAAACAGACACCUCGAGGCUUUUCAGAACAGUGUAAAAGAGCUGGUCAUUCAGUACGGUGAUGGCACGGAUGGGCCUGCGGGCCAAGGUCUGCGGGAAAGAGGCUUCAACCUGGACAGCAAAGUCCAGGUAUUUGAGACUGUUAUUCGUGGAUUAGGAGGACUGUUGAGUGCUCACUUGUUCGCUGUUGGCGACUUACCAAUUCGAGGGUACAACCCGCCAAGGGGAGGCGCUAUAUUUGCCAGGAAAUGGGACAAGAGUUCUGCAGAAAGUCAUGAGUCUGGCAUUAAAUGGCCCAAUGGAAUGAUAUACGACGGCCAGCUCCUUCGUCUAGCCUACGAUCUCGGUAAUCGACUGAUACCUGCCUUCUACACAUCGACCGGCAUCCCUUAUCCACGAGUAAAUCUUCGUGAUGGCGUGCCCUUCUACGAGAAGUCGCCUCUCAACUUCGACCCGGGAGUAGGACAAUGUGAUGCUGGCCAGAAGGGUACGCCCGAGAUUACGGAGACAUGCAGUGCUGGUGCAGGGAGCCUUGUGCUGGAGAUGACGGUACUGAGCCGACUCACGGCUGAUGAUCGUUUCGAGGAGCUUGCGAAAAGAGCAUUUUGGGCGAUCUGGAACAGAAGAAGUGCCAUUGGUUUGAUUGGAACAGGCAUCGAUGCCGAAAAUGGCAAUUGGGUGGGAUCAUAUUCAGGUAUAGGUGCGGGCAUUGACAGCUUUUUUGAAUAUGCUUUCAAGUCGUAUAUUCUUCUUUCCAAUAACGUCCAUCCCGAGUAUAGAGUGCCAAAGCAUGUGAAGGACCCUCGGGAGCUGUUCCCGGCCCUGGCUGCUGAAGAGGCGUCACCAGCAGGCUUCCUUCGGGUAUGGUCUGAAGCCCAUUCUGCCUUGAAGAGACAUCUUUACCGCGGAAAGACCUAUCAUCAUCCACACUAUAUUCAAGGCGAUCUCCAUACAGGAGCGACAAGAGCUUACUGGAUUGACAGUCUAAGCUCUUUUUACCCUGGUCUCCUCACUCUGGCUGGAGAGGUUGAUGAAGCAAUCGAAAUACAGCUUCUUACCACGGCAUUGUGGACAAGGUUUUCAGCUCUUCCAGAAAGGUGGAACCUGGGUACUGGUUCCAUCGAGGGAGGGCUUGGUUGGUGGGGAGGCCGUCCAGAAUUUAUCGAGUCCAAUUAUUACCUCUAUCAGGCCACACGUGAUCCGUGGUACCUGCAUGUAGCCGAGAUGACCUUGCGCGAUAUCAAAAGAAGGUGCUGGACUCGUUGCGGCUGGGCUGGUAUCCAGGAUGUCAGGACUGGCGAGCUGAGCGAUCGGAUGGAAAGUUUCUUUCUCAGCGAAACAGCAAAAUAUCUCUUUCUACUUUUUGACGAAAGUCACCCACUCAACCAACUGGAUGGCCCAUUUGUCUUCAAUACUGAAGGUCAUCCGUUGAUUAUUCCCCCGAACGUUGGGGCUCGAAGACGAUUGAGGUCGACCUCGGAAGGCGACGUCUUGAAGCAGCAAGGUGGCUUUGCAGUGUGCCCUCGAGCACCGCCAUCCUUACCCUUCAGCGCUUCAGUCACGGCUGCGCGCAAUGAUGUCUUCCACGCAGCGGUCCUAGCCCGUCUACAUCUCAUGCCCAGUCGUGGGUCUACUGAUUCAUUCAUUGGCGAAUAUGCAGUUGACCACCCUAGCAUUUCGCUUCAAGAUGUCCGGUCCCCUUCCAACUACACCUACUUUCCAUGGACAUUGCCACCAGAACUUGUCUCUCACAAUGCCACCAGUGCUCCUUUGAUGUCUCGGCCAAGCUUCGAUAUAUCCUUCCCGGCUCUGCCGAACAUGGGCACGCCUGUUGCGCCACUCCAGCGAGUCAAGGAAGGUAUCCUGAUCAAUCACAUCGGAGGUCUUCGUCUCGGAAUGGUGCAAGAUGUGCCUAUCCUCGUGAAUGGAGCUUCUGGGGAAGCCUACAGGAUCAAUCUUGUCAAUAAUUUAGCUUUGGGUAAAGACGAGAAGGUAUUUCUACCCCGCGACACGACAUCUGGGGUGCUGAAUCCAACAGACCCAAACUUUACACGUCUUCGGGAUGUAGGGAUGCUCGACUUGGUCGUUGAUCUAGACAUUCCGAGCGACGAAACCAACGGGACGGAAGCAGCAGACUUGAACGACGUCUUGCCCCAGAUACCGAUGCCUGUAUCGGUCAAAUCUGCUCUCAGCUCGCUCAUGGCCCAGCUCACCGCUUUGAUCCACGACGAUCGACCAAGUGUAUUUUCCCACUCAUCUCAAGCCGACCUUGGCCCCGAUAGUUCCCGGUUUUACAUCCCAGCAAUCACAGCAACAGGCUUAGGCGCGGCACCGAUUCCUGACUGGAAUGAAGCGCCCUCUCCGACUACCUCCAACCUCCCCAGACGACCGCUCGACUGGACGACCAUCUACGCCACCGACCAGCUCUGCGACCACAGAAUCCCCCUCUCCAUCGUCAAGACGCAUCAGAUCCUCCUGGUCAAACGAGGCAACUGCGCCUUCAGCACCAAGCUCGCAAACGUUCCCGCAUUCGCGCCUAGCCCGACAUCACUACAGCUCGUCGUGGUCGUCUCCUACGAACCACCACCCGAAGAAAACAUGCCGGAGGAGGAAUGGCUGAUACGGCCGCUGCUGGAGGAGCAGCAGAUGACCAGCGGCGGGCUGGUGAGGCGGAAUCCAUUACCGAUGGUUAUGGUGGGGGGUGGGGAGAGGACGUAUGAGGCGUUGAGGAGGGCUGUCGGGAUCGGGGUGAAGAGGAGAUAUACGAUGGAGGCGCAGGGGAUUGGGAUUGCGAAUUUGAUCAUCGUGUAA
Messenger RNA from Endocarpon pusillum Z07020, 3201 nucleotides. RefSeq lists its product as uncharacterized. Gene Ontology annotation, molecular function: calcium ion binding; mannosyl-oligosaccharide 1,2-alpha-mannosidase activity. Bases 1 to 3201 code for a protein of 1066 amino acids. The record is from RefSeq and is a predicted model, not a curated record. Gene Ontology annotation, cellular component: endoplasmic reticulum; membrane. The transcript is spliced from 2 exons. NCBI's taxonomy places the organism in Eukaryota, Fungi, Ascomycota, Eurotiomycetes, Verrucariales, Verrucariaceae. Gene Ontology annotation, biological process: endoplasmic reticulum mannose trimming; carbohydrate metabolic process; mannose trimming involved in glycoprotein ERAD pathway.